AUGAGGCCCCACAAUUAUGGGAGUCAGCUUAAAUGCCUGGGGCCGGAGACAUCUGUAGAAGCAGUCAAAACACUGUGCAGCCUGCCAUUGUUUUCUAUUUCAAAACGGAACUGGCCAGCGGGGGAGGAAAAAAAGAACCCACAACUCCUGUUAAACAUAAUUUCCGUCUUUAGUUUAGUCAGGAUACAGAGCACCAAUGUUAGUUUCAGACCCACACCACUUGAUUUUAGCUGCGAAUGGGCAACCACGUAUCGGUCACAUUUUACCCAAAAACACCCAGGGACCAUCUGGAUAUUAGCUAAUUUGUUGAUCUUUAUAUCAAUUAUGUUGUUGAUUUUUCUACUGCAGCUCAUCAACAGCUUUGAGGGUUUAUCUAGAGCUAAACAUGAGACCCUGUGCACCUCUAACGCCUGCUUCACCCUGCAUAUGAACAGGGUGAGCUUUGGGGAUGCCCGUCAGAGCUGUGUGGACAAUGGAGGUUAUCUGAUGACAGUCAGAGACAGAGAAGAAGAGGAUGUGCUGCGUUCACUUCUCUCACACAUCCAAAGACAACAUCACGACAGGGCACUUAAAUUUUGGAUUGGAUUAAAACUGCACAGCGGGGACUGCGUGUUACAUGACAAGAAUCUCAAGGGGUUUAAGUGGGUUUCUGGCGAGGAAGAUUCCCACUACUCCAACUGGGGAAAAGAACCUGACGCAACAUGCACAGCGGAGAGAUGUGUUCAUUAUACUUUAUCAGAUCAGAACCAACUGAAUUGGAUUGAUGGACCUUGCAAAAGGCAGUUUUUUUAUGCUUGCAAGUUUUACUUUAAGGGAAUGUGCAAACCGUUGGCUCUGUUGGGGCCUGGACAAAUAACCUACAUAGCGCCCUUCUCAGAUGAGCCACAGAGAAGUGAAAUGCAAUCAUUUCCACUCGGAACGUAUGCUGAAAUUGAAUGCAGUGACAAAGCACCUAAGUACUCUGUAUGCAACAGGAUUGGAGACAUUUAUCGUUGGAGUGUCCCUGGUCCAUUUUGCAAUACAGGAAAGCAAAACUGCACAAUAAACAAUGGCAGUGGUGACACCUGUGAGCAUCAGUGCGUAAUGGGGGAGUCAGGAUAUUCCUGCACAUGUCCUGAUGGUUUCAAACUGGAUGCAAACCAACGCAGCUGCUCUGACAUUGAUGAGUGCCAGUCACAAGUCUGUGGGCAUCAUUUCUGUUAUAAUACGCCUGGCAGUUACACGUGUGAGUGUAUAGACGGCUACGAAAUGGUCGACGGUAAGUGCAGUGAUAUGGAUGAGUGCGUGCAAUCAAGAUGCGAACACAGCUGCUUGAACAGUAUUGGAUCUUUCUCUUGUUACUGCAAUAAGGGGUUCAAUUUAUCCGAGGAUGGCCACUCGUGUGUAGACAUAAAUGAAUGCGUCAGUAAUCACUGUCAGUUCAAUUGUGUCAAUACGCUAGGCAGCUUCUUGUGCACAUGCCCGCAAGGCUUCCACAUGGAGACAAAUGGAUCAAGUUGCGCUCCAGAUAUGAAAGAGACAGCUGUUUCAUCAGACGGCCCAGCUGAGGAGGAAACACAAGAAAACUUAACAGAGUCUUUGACCAGAAACACUGUCGAGCUUCAACACCAGUCCCCCCACACUGAAGCACCGCUUCCACAACUGGUGAACGUCACGCACGGUAAUCCACAGAGCAACACAUCCUUGGUGACAAGUUUUGUCAGUACUGUUAAUUCCAGAGUGAUCAUCUGCGUCCUUGGUUCAGUCAUUCCUCUGCUGCUGCUGGUUGCAGUGACUCUGGCUAUUGCAAUUUUUCGAUGCAGUCGCUCUAAAAAAGAAGCCAAGAAAAAUACCUCCACGGAUCGCUACUGUUGGGUGUCCUCUGGUUUGGAUCCACGUUUAGAAAAACUAUAUGAGUCCAUCUUGACUGAUGAACCAUGACCUGAUAGCGAUGUAGAAGACCUGGGUUAUUGUGUUUAUUUAUGUAAUUUAUGUUCUUGCAACCUCG
Molecule: messenger RNA, 1987 nt
Organism: Micropterus salmoides (largemouth bass)
Lineage: Eukaryota; Metazoa; Chordata; Actinopteri; Centrarchiformes; Centrarchidae
Product: complement component C1q receptor
Exons: 2
Coding region: 1-1920 (639 amino acids)
Molecular function (GO): calcium ion binding
Source: RefSeq, a predicted model, not a curated record